AUAAAUUUAGAGUACAUUAAUCUCUCCUUAUGUAUUUUCUAAAUAUCACCCUCGUUUUUUGUACGAUAAAAAGUUUGACAAGUCCUUUUUUACACGACAAGUCUAUAAAAACAGGUUGUACAAUAAUAUCGUUACUCUUAUCUCCACACAAACACAAAAAGAAAUUGAAAAGGAAGGAAUCUCAGUAAAUGCCAAUAAAUACAAAAAAGCGUCUUCGAACAUUCUUAUUCUCCUCUCAAAAUAAGACACAAGAGACCCAAGAACAAAGAAAGCAUGGAUCACGAUCACAUGCCUCCACCACCAUCAUCAUCCAUGAUGAACAAUGGAUCCAUGAACGGAGGAGGAGGAGGAAAUCAAGAGAUGAUGAUGAUGCACAUGACUUUCUAUUGGGGCAAGAACACGGAGGUUCUCUUCUCCGGCUGGCCGGGAACAAGCUCUGGCAUGUAUGCUCUUUGUCUCGUAUUUGUCUUUUUCCUCGCCUUCCUCACCGAAUGGCUUGGCCACUCCUCUUUCCUCCGUGAUACCACCGAAGAUUCAGCUAAUGCCGCCUCCGGACUCGUCCAAACAGUCGUGUACAUCCUCCGUACCGGCAUCGCUUAUCUAGUCAUGCUCGCCGUCAUGUCAUUCAACGCUGGCGUGUUUAUCGCCGCCUUAGCCGGUUAUGGCAUCGGUUUCAUGUUGCUCGGAAGCCGAACUUUCCGGAAUCCCUCCGGUAACAGGGAAACUUACGAGAUUCCUCCCUCAGUUUGUGCUUGUUGAUUGUGAUAUAUGCAUAAAUUGAUUCAUACUUGUAUUUCUAACUAGAGAUGUAGGCAUUGUAGUUUUUUUUGGAUUGUUUGUCACAAAACUUUUGUGGGUUGUUCUUGGAGUUCAUGUAUGUGUUACUAGUGUGAGGAGGAAUUUUUUUUCCCUUGCGAUUUUUUGUUUUCUUCAGGUUAAUAUGAUUAUUGGUGAAAGCUGGAUAUAUCAAUCUAUAGAGAAUCCUUCCAUCUUCGUAAUAAUGUGACAUAUCAUUU
This is a messenger RNA of Brassica napus (rape), 1016 nucleotides long. RefSeq names its product copper transporter 1. Gene Ontology annotation, cellular component: plasma membrane. The transcript has a single exon. Lineage: Eukaryota; Viridiplantae; Streptophyta; Magnoliopsida; Brassicales; Brassicaceae. The coding region runs from base 274 to 759 and encodes 161 amino acids. Gene Ontology annotation, molecular function: copper ion transmembrane transporter activity. The record is from RefSeq and is a predicted model, not a curated record. Gene Ontology annotation, biological process: copper ion transmembrane transport; intracellular copper ion homeostasis.